This is a messenger RNA of Doryrhamphus excisus (bluestripe pipefish), 9017 nucleotides long. Its product is annotated as microtubule-associated protein 1S-like. The record is from RefSeq and is a predicted model, not a curated record. Gene Ontology annotation, biological process: microtubule cytoskeleton organization; dendrite development; axonogenesis. Gene Ontology annotation, molecular function: microtubule binding; actin binding. Gene Ontology annotation, cellular component: microtubule associated complex; cytosol; neuronal cell body. NCBI's taxonomy places the organism in Eukaryota, Metazoa, Chordata, Actinopteri, Syngnathiformes, Syngnathidae.
AUGUGUUCAAUAACGAUCAAGAUCGUGCGCCUGCGCACUGCGUCAUUGACCGAAUCGCUUCCCGGCCGGCUGCGGGAGAGGGAGGUCCAGCAGGAGGCGAGACACUGCGUGGACUUGAGUCUCCUCCAGCGCAACAAAUACUCGCUGCUCAUCAUCAUUGGACGCACGGCUCACCACCGACACGCACGACACGUCUGCCAACACAUCCAGACAGGGAUUCGCUCGUGGGGCGUGGACUUGGAAGACUGCGACCUGGACGUUUACCUGCAGGAGUUCCUCUCCCAUCACACUGCCUCCUUCAAGGGUGCAGGACACAAGUGUCUGCGCCACAACGGCCGAGGGUUGGACAUUCAUGUUGUGAUCGCUCCAUCUCAGGAACAGGCCCACUCGGAGGUGAGCGCUUUGUUGUCCCGGGAAUCGGCUCACAAGCUGCUGAUCUUGGCUGGCCAGAGUGUGGAAGACAGCGGCGACCUUCUCUUUCACCGGGGCCUUUUCUCCCCCAAACAGCUAAAAGACAUACUAGACCAGUUCCCAGAUGAAGACCACCUUGCCUGCCGGAAGCUCAACCUGACUCUGUGCUGCCCCAACAACGCAGCCCACUGGAGGAAGACCCUUCAGCCUUGUCGGGGUCCUGUCACACUUCACAUCAACCCCCCAGAGGUCCUUCCUGCCAUGUCUGCCUUGGGGGAGUUCACCUCCUUCGUCUCUGGUACCCUUUCCCCCUUGUCACCAUUCGAGCUCCUGCCCCCCCCGGCCACCGUUGGCUUCCUCAAACUGUCCCGCCCCUGUUGCUAUGUCUUCCCCGCCGGGCAUGGCGACUGCGCCUUCUUUGCCGUCAACGGCUUCACGAUGCUGCUUGACGGCGGCUCAGACCCGCAGGCAUGCUUCUGGAAGCUGGUCCGCCACCUGGACCGCAUUGAUGCUGUUGUGCUGACGCACGUGGGCACGGAGAACCUCACUGGGGUCAACAGCUUCCUGGAGAGGAAGGUGGCAGAGUCGGAGUUGGCUUCUGAUGUCAAAGAGGACUCGUCCAAGAGGCUCAUCUCCCCAGAGCUUGGAGUUGUGUUCUUUAACGCCCCCAGUAAGUUGCAGGUGGAACAGCAGCCUUGUGUGGACAGUGUCCUUAAGAGCACAGACCAGGCAGCUCUCACCGUACACUUGUUGAAGAGGUUAGACAUCCGACCCCAGCCUAUGUUUCGACCUGAAGGGGUCGCCCCCGAGCCAAUAACCCUGUUCCAAAAGAUGGGAGUGGGGCAGUUGGAUUUAUAUAUCCUCAACCCCGCCAAAAACAGCCAGGAGUACCAGACGUUCAUGCAACACUGGCCUGACCCUGUGUCAUUUGGACCCCAAUCCCAAGCGCUCCCUCUCACCGCCCUUGAAUCGGUGUCCGCCCUGCUUGUGUGGCAUCCAGCGUGCCCCCAGGAGAAGGUGGUCCGAGUGCUGUUCCCCGGUGUCACUCCGCAGGCUAAACUGCUGCAGGGGCUAGACAAGCUGAAGACUCUUGCCUUCCUCCAGAAACCCACAGUGACCACCGGGGAACUGGAGAAGUUGGCGGACACGGGGAAGACCAAAAGGGCCGAGAGCCAGAAUAUUGUCAACUCUAAUGGGAAGGAGGUGCCUCCCAAACAUGGGAAAGACGCAAAGGUGAAAUCAAUUCAUGGAGAUUUUGAUAAAGCCAAAAAGCAAAAGGUAACAGAGAAGAAUAGUUUAAAGAAAGCUAGCGGGAACGACGGGAAGAAGAAUGGAAAAACCAACAGCAGGGAAGAGAAUGGCGUGGUGAGGAAUGGUACAGGGAAGAAGGAGUUGCCCAUCUCCAAACCAAAGAAUGACAACAAGCAAAAAAAGGAAGCGAAGAAUGACUCCAAAGCAGGACCCAAAAAGACCCAGAAGUUACCCGGCAAGAAUGUACACAGCAAGACUGAAUCAAAACCUGACAAUGAGGCGGCAAUGGAAGUCCCAAAGCCAGAUGGCCUCGGUGCGCAGGAAGAUCCUAUGAACGAAACUCGUGCCUCAAAAAUAUCUACCCCUGAGGACAUGACUGCUGAUUUUCUCAUCCUUGGAGAGGAAAUGGAGAAAGAGGCGGGGGACAAGGCAGAUAAAGGGAAGCAGACCGAAAAUCAGAAACAACUCGGAUGUUCGGGUGACCAGACUGUAGUCCAGUCAGGACUUUGUAAGAAACCAGCCAAGGUGGUAGGAUUCCCAUCCCCAUUGAAGGAGACGCCAAAGGACGAGCAAGACAUUCAGUUAGACUUGACCCCCACUGAAUACACCCUCCUGGACGGAGCUUUGAGAACCACCCCUCCAUCACGAUCCUCCCCAGAGAACCAGGCAAGCCCAGAUGAGGAAACCGUAGAGAACGCUUCCCCGGAUUCAAGACCCAACAGUGCAGGUCACACGCCUUACUGUCUGUCUCCGGAUGACGUGUGGUGCAACAGAGACACUCUUAGCAGGCUACAAGCCCAGCAGGAACCAACUGAAGUCACCCAGCCCAAGAACUGGCCCCGGAAUGCUCCAGAGAACCCACAGAACCCCAGAGAGAAACACCUAAGUUUCUCUCUGGGUUUCUCUCUGGCUCCACUAAAAGACGGAGCCUCCGACCCAUCCCCUUCUGUGGCCAACACCUCCACCUCCACCCACUCCAUGCCGGCGGAGGUUAGCUCGCCUCAGUCCACAGAAGUGGACGAGUCGCUGUCCAUGUCUUUGGAACAGGGGCCAGCUAUAGGGAGUCAGAGAGAGCUAGACGACGGCAUUCAUCACCCUCACACCAACGGAGGACAAUUUGUACCGCUACCCAUGAAGAAGCCCGUAAGGUCUUUGGGUUCGGAGAUGGGGCGUCCUCCGGCCCCUAGCACCCUUCACUUUGAGGCGUCUGCAGUUCACGAUGUAGACCUGUGUCUGGUGUCCCCGUGUGAGUUCAAGCAUUUCAAAGCAUUCGACUCCAACUCGGGUAUCAGCGAAGCCUCCAGAGGCGCUUUUGGACCACAACAUCACAGCAGCAACCACAACACCACCCCUGCAAAAGACGUGUCACCCAGCGAAUCAAACACCCCGGUCUGCAUGGAAGAUUGCCCGUCCACAACGGCGGAUGGAGUCCUGGACUCCGAUGAAGAGGAGUCGUGCAGCAUGCUGCCACACCUCCGCAGCAGUCAAGCUCUGCCCCGUGACCCCCUUCCGGCCCGGCUCAGGGAUAGCCCACCCCCGCCUCCUCGUCCGGAUGCCACCAUGCCUGUUCCGCAGUCUGACGCCGCAAAGAAGGUUAAAUCAAGUUCAGUGCGCGGAAAAACAGCUGGGGUGAUGGAAGGCUCCCAAAGAGCAAGCUCAUUUAAAAGCAAGGCAGGAAGUGGCGUCCUGAAAGGCAGGAAAGACAAUGCUGUACCAUCACGCACGUCCUCCGCCAGCAGCCAGCGCCCAGCACCAGCGAAAUCCUCCGUCAAUGCAGACUCCAAGCUGGUCUCUGCUGAGGAUGUGAGCGUCUAUGUGGACUUGGCCUACGUUCCCUCCGGGGCUUCGUCCCCAACAGUCAGUGUGGACUUCUUCAAAAGCGUACGCUCCUCCUGUUACAUCAUCAGCGGCGACUGUCCUGAGAGGGAGGAGCUUAUGAGGCAUACGCUGGACGCUCUCCUUGAUGGCAAGUCGUGCUGGCCUGGCGCCAUGCAGGUGACGCUCAUCCCCACGUUGGAGUCCGGGUCCAUGCAGGACUGGUACCAGCAGACCCUGGAGAGGCAGAGGGAGCUGGGAAUCGUGGUCCUGGGGUCCAACAGCACCGUGGCCAUGCAGGAUGAGACCUUCCCGGCCUGCAAGAUUGAGUUCUGAACAGUGAGCAAAAUGAGGAUGAGGACGUACAUUUUUACAUGUUUACCUCCAAAAAGCCUUCAUUUGCUUCCAUCCCAAAGCACUCUUUUACCGACGACAAUAAUAGGAUUGCAUGAUCUUCUGGUCCGGUGACCCUGUGCUAAACAGAAGAGGAACACACACACACACACACACACCAGGAAAAGACAAGCCAGAAAUGUCUUUUUAGCACCGAAGGCUUUUUUUUAAAAAAGGCUUUCCAAUAGCAGGCAGGCUUUAAGUGUGUGAAAGCAUCGUUUUUGCUUUGUGCGUCUAAAUAUCAAUAUAAAAAAGAAUAAUGCAUCCAUGAUGACAUCACAUGAGCACUCGAUAGUCUGAUGUUGGACAUGUGAUUCCAAACAAGCCAAAUGAGUUCCUGUUAUCCUUCAAGAAAAGGAAACUUUCCAAUGACAUGAAGGAGAAUAUGUGGAUGUUUCUGCCAUUUAGUGGAAGGCCAUAUACGUACUGUCGUUAUACGUGGUGUAAAGAUACAUUAUUUAUACUCCUCAUUUUUAAAUGAGUGGAAUUGACAACCAUUCAUUAGCGCUCACGUGCCGAGGCACAUUGGUUGGGAAUCACAACCGCAUAGGAAUAUCUGAUAGUGGCAUUUUUGCCAAAAACUGAUAUUGUCCAACUCUCAAUUUCCGAUACUGCUAUCAGCCGAUACCGAUAUAUAUAACAUGACAUAUCUCCUGUGGUGGAAUGAACAUGUGUGUUGUAUACAGAAUUUUUUUCAUCUCAGUUUUCAUGAUCGGGGGAAAAAAAUCCAAUACCGAUUUCGCAUUUUUAUGCUGAUAUUGGUACCGAUAAUUGUCCCUCCGUCCCUCCAACAGCUGACUUACAUGUAGUAAUUAUUACUUAAAUUAAAGAUGGCAUUUUAAGAAAAUAAUUUAAUUAGAUUAUUUAAAGAAAAAGAAAAUGUUGAAUUUUUCAUGACAACAUUUCUUAGCUAAAUUUCCAGUGGAAAUUGACUGGAUUUUUCCCCCCCAACUGCUUUUGCAUUCCUAGCUGCUUGUAGCUUCAUCUGACAGUGUCCAUAAGCUAAAUGUAAUGAUUUAUUUUUGUUCUGUGGAAAAAAUGAUUUUAAUAUAUAAUAGUGUAUUCAUUUAUAUAAUAGAAUAAGUAUAUUUUAUAUAUAUUAAAUUGUAAUCAUUAAUCAAAUUAAAUUAAAGAUCACAUUGAAAUACUUGCUUACUUUAAAUUUUCAUUUCAUUUCAAAAUUUGAGAGUUAGAAUUUUUUCAUUUCUUUAAAUAUGACCUACAGUAUAUAAAUUACAGCACAAAUAAUUAUAAAAAAUAUAUAAAUGUUUUAUUAAAAAUUGUCCAGUACUGACAAAACAAAAUAUGAACUCUGCCACACUUUUUUUUCAUUCUCAGGUGUCCAAAUUGGAAUAUUUCCAAAAUUCCUCUGCUAAAUUUCCCAUGGAAAUUGAUUGGAAUUUUUUUCUCCAACCAACUGUGCAUUCCUUGCUGCUUGUAGCGUCAUGUGACAGUGUGCAUAUGAAUAACGUUUUUUUAAGUUAAUUUUAGUUUAUAAAUUGGAUUUUAUUCAAAUGUAAUUAAUGUUUAACGUGAGGGUAAGCGGCAGAAAAUGAAUGAAUAAAUAUAAGACAAAGAUGUAUAAAUGACAGCAAAAUUAAUGGUAACAAAUGAAAAUAUUAUUUUCUCAAUUAGAAUUUCCCAUGGAAAUUUACUGGUCUUUUUAUCCAACACCAUUUACAUUCCUAGCUGCUGGCAGCAUCACCUGACAGUGUGCAUAAUUGUAAUUGUAAUUAUUUAAAUGAUCGUUUCAAUGACUUUAAAUGGAGCAUAAAAUAUUGAGAUCAAAGCUUGAUUCAUCCAAAUGAAUUCCACAUGUUUCAUUCAAAAACAUGACCUGCUCAAUGCCAAAAGAAAUAUUUAUACUUCCACAAUUUCUCAGCUAAAUUCUGUUUAGGAAAUGUACAGGAUUUUUUCUUCCAACAGACUUUGCAUUCCUAUGUGCUGGUAGCAUCACCUGACUAGUGUGCAUCAUCUACAUACUGUAAUCAGCGGUCUGACGACAACAUCACAGCAUGUGAUGAAAUGAAAGCGCAUUGUUGUUCUAAUCACAGGCGGUACUGAGGGUGUAAUCCACUUUACCGCGGGUGCUUGAGCCAGGCCUGGAUUGUAUCACAAGAGAAAGUGAUAGCGUGCGUAGAUGACAGUGAGUGGUAUUUGGUAUGGGCGCUCCAGUUUCGCUUGAUUUGACACUUUCCUGAGGGGUUUCUAUUGGAACAUAUGAUCUAAUUCCACUUCAUCACUUCCCACCACCUUCCACACAUGGCACUGCGAACACGGAAAAAGCUUCAUUUCCUUGACUGUUGAUCAGGGCGUGGACAGACACCCGGAAACGCCUCUGGAUUUCUUACACUGCCGGUUAAAUAAAUGGAGCAGGAGAUCUGAUAAAAUAGCAGCUUUGUCCUCAUGGGAAAAAGGAUGAAUCAUUUCUAAUCGUUUUUGUUUUCCUUUGUUUUGUUUUUAUGUUCUAUGCUUAAGCCACAGCUUUAAGUCUUACGCUUGAGCCACAGCAAUCAAUCAAAUCAAAUGUACCUUAUUUUCAAACACGAAUGUUGCCAGGUGUGGCGUGAAGGUGAAAUUCUUCAAAAGGCCUCUACAAGGAAGAGACUUUCUAUAAAUUUAGAAUUAAUUUUUCAUGUUUGAUGUGGAAAAAGUGUUUGCCCACUUCCCGAGUUCUUUUUUUUUUUGCAUGUUUGCCACGUUUAACAGUUUCAGAACAUCAAACAAAUUUCAAUAUUAGUCAAUGACAAUACAACUGAACGCAAGAUGCACUUCUAAAAGGAAACUUUAUUUUUAAGGGAGAAAAACUGGUUGGGCCACCCUUAGCGGCAACAACUGCAAUCAAGCGUUUGUGGUAACUUGCAAUGAGUCUCUUACAGCGCUGUGGAGGAAUUUUGGUCCACUCAUCUUUGCAGAAUUGUUGUCAUUCAGCCUUUUUAAGGUCAUGCCACAGCAUCUCAAUAGGAUUCAGGUCAGGACUUGGACUAGGCCACUCCAAAGUCUUCAUUUGGUUUUUCUUCAGCCAUUCAGAGGUGGACUUGCUGGUGUGUUUUGGAUCAUUGUCCUGCUGCACAACCCAAGUUGCUUUCAGCUUGAGGUCACCAGCAGAUGGCCGUACAUUCUCCUUCAGCAGAAUCCAUGCUUCCAUUUAUCACAGCAAGUCUUCCAGGUCCUGAAGCAGCAAAACAGCCCCAGACCAUCACACUACCACCACCAUAUUCUACCAUUCAUAUGUUCUUUUUCUGAAAUGCAGUGUUACUUUUACGCCAGAUUUAAUGGGACAUACAGCUUCCAAAAAUGUUUAACUAUUGUCUUGUGAGACCACAGAGUAUUUUCUCAGAAGUCUUGGGAAUCAUCAAGAUGUUUACUGGCAAAAUGUAAACCUUUUUGUUCAUCAUGAACACUGACCUUAACUGAGGCAAAUGAUGCCUGCACUUCCUUGGUUGUUGUGGGGUCUUUUGUGACCUCUUGGAUGAGUUGUCACUGCGCUCUUGGGGUGAUUUUGGUUGGCCGGCCACUCCUGGGAAGGUUCACCACUGUUCCAUGUUUUCACCAUUUGUGGAUAAUGGCUCUCACUGAGGCUGGCUGAAGUCCCAAAGCUUUGAAAAUGGUUUAGAGCCUUUUCCAGGUUGAUAGAGCUCCAUUAAUAUGUUGAGUUGUGCUGUUAUUGACUUAUAUUUUAAUUGGUUUGAUGAUAUGAAACAUUGAAGUGUGGAAAACCCCCCAAAAAACUAAACUAAAAACUAAAAAAAUGUCAUUCUAUUGUAAUUCACAUUUUUGUUGUGCAAUGAUUUAUCACUCUGUCUUUUUUAAAACAUAAUUAAAUCUGCUAUUUAACCAGAUGUCUAUGUAUUGCAGGUAUAACUGUGUGUGUGUGUGUGUCAUAUAUUAGACCAACACACUGUAUGUUGUUUCAUUUCAUGAUAUUCAUGAGGCGAGUACAGGCCGUGAUGAUGAUGUGUAUCUAUGUUGUAGGGACAGCUGGAAGGAUGUACCAAUAAUAAAGGUGAUGAUAAUAAUAAAGAAUGCUUAUCACAGGUUUUGCACAUUCAACAGCUCUUCCUUGUUGUAGUAGUUAUGAGAGAUGACAUCAUUUUAUACAUUGAUAUAAUCACAGUAUGAUGUCAUCUUAAAUCCAAACAAGCAGGAAGGUGAUACUACAUUGAUUCCACUGAUGUGUGUGUUUCUGCUAUUUAGUGCAAUAUUUUGUUGCUGUCCAGUGAAAUAACUAAAAAAAAACCCCAAUACAUCCAUCAAUUUUUUUAUGCCGCAUAUCCUCACUCACCCUGGACUGGUCGCCAGCCAAUCACAGAAAAAACAAUACAUAAUACAAAAAAACUACAUUCAUUUUCUACCGCUUUUUCCUCACAAGGGACACGGGGGUGCUGGAGCCUAUCCCAGCUGUCUUUGGGCGAGAGGCGGGGUACACCCUGGACUGGUGGCCAGCCAAUCACAGGGCACAUAUAGACAAACAACCAUUCACACUCACAUUCAUACCUAUGGACAAUUUGGAGUGGCCAAUUAACCUAGCAUGUUUUUGGAAUGUGGGAGGAAACCGGAGUACCCGGAGAAAACCCACGCAUGCACGGGGAGAACAUGCAAACUCCACACAGAGAUGGCUGAGGGUGGAAUUGAACCCUGGUCUCCUCGCUAUGAGGUCUGCGCACUAACCACUCGACCGCCGUGCAGCCCAAAAACUAUAUUGUUUUUUGUUUUUAAAUGAAACUUUGAAAAAAAAUUACUUAAAAUUUACCAUUAAAAAGUGCCAAGAGUCAUGAAUUUAUGAGAACAAAGUCACAAAUCUACGAGAUAAAAAUCAUAAAUUUAUCAGAAUAAAGUCAGACUUAUGUGACCUUUGGCCUUGGUCAAAGUCUCCCCUUUCCACAGCUGUCUCAGGCAACACCUCCUAUUAAAAUAAUCAGAGAUUUAGAGAACAUUUACAUGGUACAUUUACGACAAAGUCAUCAAUUUACAGCUAUGGAAAGCGGGGGACUUAUGUGACUUUUGUUGGCGCUCAACCGCUCUGUUUUGCUGCCAUGUUAUAAAUAAAAGUUUGUUGGAAGCAAAAGGAAAGCUUCCUUCUUUCCCGAGACUAUUUUGUCAAUGAAUGACAACAUUUUCUUGUAAAUUUGCUACAUUCUCAUAAA